This is a messenger RNA of Nannospalax galili (Upper Galilee mountains blind mole rat), 2981 nucleotides long. RefSeq names its product homeobox C5 (gene Hoxc5). Gene Ontology annotation, biological process: anterior/posterior pattern specification; embryonic skeletal system morphogenesis; regulation of transcription by RNA polymerase II. The record is from RefSeq and is a predicted model, not a curated record. Gene Ontology annotation, cellular component: nucleus. Lineage: Eukaryota; Metazoa; Chordata; Mammalia; Rodentia; Spalacidae. Gene Ontology annotation, molecular function: DNA-binding transcription factor activity, RNA polymerase II-specific; RNA polymerase II cis-regulatory region sequence-specific DNA binding. The transcript is spliced from 2 exons. Bases 112 to 780 code for a protein of 222 amino acids.
CUCCACCUAUAAAUUGUGCACUUUGGAGAACAAAAAACCCCUCAACUUCAAAGAGUCACAAAUCACCCUUAAUCAAAAAGGGUGCAGAAAUUUUUUUGGGCCCUCCCCGCCAUGAGCUCCUACGUAGCCAAUUCAUUCUAUAAGCAGAGCCCCAAUAUCCCUGCCUAUAACAUGCAAACUUGUGGGAACUAUGGAUCGGCCUCAGAGGUGCAGGCAUCCAGGUACUGCUACGGCGGAUUGGACUUAAGCAUCACUUUCCCACCGCCUGCGCCUUCCAACUCUCUCCACGGGGUAGACAUGGCUGCCAACCCCCGGGCUCACCCCGACCGCCCCGCCUGCAGCGCUGCGGCCGCUCCGGGACACGCUCUGGGCAGAGACGACGCAGCUCCUCUGAACCCCGGGAUGUACAAUCAGAAGGCGGCCCGCCCGGCGCUGGAGGAGCGAGCUAAGAGCAGUGGGGAGAUCAAAGAGGAGCAGGCGCAGACAGGGCAGCCCGCCGGACUGAGCCAGCCACCGGCCCCGCCACAGAUUUACCCGUGGAUGACCAAACUGCACAUGAGCCACGAGACGGAUGGCAAGCGAUCCCGAACCAGUUACACGCGCUACCAGACCCUGGAACUCGAGAAAGAAUUCCACUUUAACCGCUACCUCACUCGCCGCAGGCGCAUAGAAAUCGCGAACAACUUGUGUCUCAACGAGAGACAGAUCAAGAUCUGGUUCCAGAACCGCAGAAUGAAGUGGAAGAAAGAUUCCAAAAUGAAAAGCAAGGAAGCUCUUUAGAGGCAGCGGAAAGGUCCUCAGAGAGCACCCCAGUCGGCUUCUGUCCCUGCGUCUUUCCUUUUCGGUUUUCCUCUUUCUAGAUUUUGGGGCGGAGGCUGGAGCGCUGGCUCUGGGCCUCACAGACAAAAGCGCAUUUCCUUAGCAUUCUGCAUCCCCACCGACCUGACCUAGGAUUCCGCAGGGCCUUCUGAACUACCCAUCUCCCCUCAACUCAGCUGAGUACCCCGGGUCCAGGGCACGCUCUGCAAGGCUUGCCCGGCAGGGUUGAGGGGCACCGUGGUCUGGUGCUGACUGAGCUUCAGCCUCUCGGGCUCUCAGCCCUAGUUCAACCAGCCAGAGUUAAGGUGAGACGGGUCAGCCACAGCCCCUUGGCCCCGACCUCCACAUCCUUCUCUUUGUUCCUGCCUAGGCUGGCCAGGCCUCUGCAGACUGGUUGUGCCCUGCAGAGUCUAUGACCAGACUCGGGUUGCUUCCCUUAUACUAACCUUUAUAGCUUCUAAAUUGUCUUUACUUAUUUGAUUUGCAUAUGAAAGGGGGUGAUGAGUGAAAGUGGGCCUAGAGUCCCAGAGUUUGUCUUUUAGGCUCUUCAAAUCUUCAAACCCCUUCCCCAAAGCCGGGAACUGACCCAGACCAGCCUGCUGCAUGCCCUCUCAGGUUCACAGCCCCAGCCUGCUAGCUAGCUCAACUAUUGGGGUUUCCUGCCUUUGGACCCCAGCAAGUGGUUCUUGAGGCUCCUUUGUUAGCUCAUCUUACCUGCCAUGACUUUCUUGCCCUUCUGCCCCCUGCCCCUACAGUUGCCCAACUAUUUAUUGACACCAGUCCUUCCUGAAACUAUAUUUUGUCAUAUCAAAUAAAGAUGAAGAACAGGAUUAAGGAUGCAAUGGCUUCUCUCUGUUUAGGGCAUGCACUGGGUAAAAGUAUCUGAAAGGAUCAGAGGUGUAGGGAAGAGACCCAGUCCUUAAGCCAUCCUUUAACAUUUAAGUACUUCUAGAGGAAGCAAGAAGAGGGAGAUGUAACAGUUCUUUUCUUGAUUCUUGGUUCCAAGAAGGGCCUCUGAAGUGAUGGGAGUGCUGAUUUUUCCCUCUAUAUGCCAUUUUCAUCCUUGCUGAAAACAUGUGAGGCAUCUAGAUUGUCAGUAGUUCCCAUUCUAUGCCAGGGCAUAGGGACCAGUGGCUCCGCCAGUUAAGACUCUUCUGGGACUCUGAAGAUCUCUACUGGGGCUAGGUCAUCUCUGAGGGGCCUUACUGGACAUAGCAGGAAGGCUGAGUCUUUCUCAGUUUAGGGACACAUUUGACCUCAGAAGGACUCCCCAGUGAAAGUAGGUGCUGCUUGGUAAAGAAGGGCGGGAGAAGGGGAGUUGGCCAAGGUUUGAGAUGCGCUUCACAUUUCUAAGAUAUGGGAUGGGGGAAGGGGGAGAGGGGCAGGGAAUUCAGCCUGCAGUGUAUGCCUGCCUGGCAGGAAACAGACUGUUCCCCAUCUUCUAAGGUCCAUGAAGAACAGUUAAUUGGAAUAAGAGCUGCCUAGACCAGUGCAAGAAAUUUUUGCCAUCACAUUUAUCUCAGGCUCUGAGAUUUUGUAUGGAGGAAGAGGGUGGUCUAUAGGGGAGGGAGGGAGGAACACAGCUAGUUCAGGUGCCUGGUGCUGGCCUAGGCGGAGGCUCUGCUCAGCUCAGUUCCACUCUAGGCUCCAGGGAUGGGCUGGAGAGGAAGCACUUUACAGGAGAAACAAAUGUGGGAAGGGUCCAUAAAACUUUACUGCAUUUCCUCUCCAGCCUCCCACAAUGGGGUGAGUUCCUGGAGCCAAGCCUAGGCCCCCCACACUGAUAGGGUGGGGAUCUGGAGCUGGGCUGGGGCCUGCUCUGUAGCUAGGAACAGAGCAGCUCUGGGGAGGGGCAGGGAGAAUAUUUAUGAUUAUUAAUGCUGAUGCUCCUUCGAUUUAUUAAAGGACUAACUUUGCUGCAUCCUCCACCUAAGCUACCUGUCUGUCAUGUCUGUUAUUUUUUAGCCAACCUAAGAGCUUCUCCUCAUCCCAUGCUUAGCACAUAGGGAAGUUUAAGCAAGUGAUUGUUGAGUUGCACCUACUACCACCUGUCUUUUGCCUCUGCUACACCCUGGCCAGGUUAGGACACUGCUAAAGUCCGCCCCCCGCCCCCGGUCCCCAUACAGACACACACACUGAAAUAAAAUGUGUGGUUUUCUUCA